Messenger RNA from Didymodactylos carnosus, 5213 nucleotides. The record is from the annotation of a GenBank genome assembly. Lineage: Eukaryota; Metazoa; Rotifera; Eurotatoria; Philodinida; Philodinidae.
ACCUCAAUUUAACUUCUGCCUAUGGCGUCAUUGUAUUCAAUUUGUUAUUAUGUACGAUAAAAUUUUACGAAAAAUUAUCUAAACAUAUUCGUGACGGUUAUUUUUACAUAUCACAAAGGUUGAAAACAAACGAAGUGAAAUUAAUCAAUAAUGAAUUCGUAGACUGAAAUUAAGGCUCUGCUAAUUCAAAGUUUCCCUAAGAUAUUACUUUUGCCUUAAACACGCAUAUUCUGAUAGAUCUGAUCGAGCUGAUUUCGAAUAUCACCUUUUCAGUUCAAUUAGGGCGCGUUUUUGCGGAGAAAAAUUGAAAAUACUGAGAGGUUCUAAAAUAGCGAAAAAUCGUUCAGUUUCAGAAAAACCUGAGACCCUCACUUUGCAAACCUAUCUACGUUUUUGUGUAAAGCGCUACCGCUCUCAUUUAUACGCCAAACGAAUCGCCUUAAAACGAAGAAAAAGUAUAGCUUGCUUUUUGAAAUUCCUUUUUGUUGCUAAGAUAUUUGCAAAUCAUUAAAAAUUAGCGAGUUUGACGCAAAUCGGCCGAGUGAUUUUCUGAAUAAGUCAGUCACUUUUCAGCAUACAAAGCUGAAAAUAUGAAUUCCGCAGUAAAGAUGAGUGUUGAAUCUUGAGAAAACACGUUCGGAAAAGUCAGAGUUUCCAAAUUGAAAAAAUUUCUGAAGUUACAACACAGGUUUUAACUUUAAUUCCUCAUAGCACCAAAAAGUACAAAUUUUAUGAGUAAGAAAAUUCUCUCUCUAAAGAGCGCACUUUGAGUAGAGCCCUGCAUUAGAUGGACAUGGACAGUUUUUUUAAAUCUGCCCAUGGACAUGGACGGACAUGGACAAAAAAAAAUUGUCCAUGCAGGUCUCUACUGAACAUAGAAACAGGAAUGAAAUUCUCAUACGCAAAACGUAUUUAAAAAACGCGAACAUUUCAUGGACAAACUGAUGGACAUGGACAGAAAAACUCUUUUGUCCAUGGAAAAAAGCUGAAAAGAUCCCGUAAAAAUUGCAGAAUGGAUCCCGUAUACUAAAAAUUUCGAUAAAAAUAGUAGAGUGAUCCCGGAUUUAGAAAAAAAAUAUUUUCGACAGAAUUGAUCCCGGAAUAAACUAAUUUUUAUAUUUAUUGUGCAGCAUUGAUCGCGGAAAACUUUUCUCUUUCUGCGAACAAGAGAAUUGAUCCCGGUUGACAUGUGAUGCGAAUGUAAAGACGGCGUUGGCACAUAAACAAUAGCAAUGUGUAGCGGCCACAUCUUUUUUCAUACUUUUUUCACUCACAUCACUUUUGACUGUUACUAUCACUAUUAAACAAACUAUGGCUCGAAAGACAUGGUUAUUAGUUUUUACGUGUGUAAAUGAAACUGAUUUAUUAAGUUUUAUCAAAACUCAACGUGUCUGCAAAAAUCGAACUGAACAAUUCAUUGGUGGUUUAUCAAUUACAUAUAAAUGUUUACAGUACUGAAAAUAUCCGCUAUGCGAGUAUGAAUUGAAUAUAGUAUAUAGAAACCAGCGAAGAGCUUUGGGAAAGAGGAUCUUAUGUGACCACUACACACGUCAACCGGAAUCAAUUCUCUUGUUCGCAGAAAGAAAAACGUUUUCCGGGAUCAAUUCUGCACAAUAAAUAUAAAAAUUAGUUUAUUUCGGGAUCAAUUCUGUCGAAAAUAUUCUUUUUCUAGUUUAUAGAAAAUCGAAAUCGAAUAAAUUUAAAUUAUUUAUAGAAAAUCCGCAACGAUUCUCCACCUUUAUAGAAAAUCGAAUUUAUGGAAAUUCAGAUCGAUUUUCUAUAAACCAGAAAAUCAACAUUUCCUAGACAGCUGGAAAUUCGUCAAUGAAUUUCUAUAAACUAGAAAUUAAUUCAAGAUUAAAGUGUACGUCUCAAAAGAGAUACUUUUUUUUGCAAACUCAUACUCAGUUUUGUAUGCCCCCCAAUUAGCAGGAAGAAUUCAAGAAUUAGCAUCGAGUUUUUUUCGAGUUUCUGAAAUUUCAGAAAUUCAGAAUUAGCAUCAAGUAUUCAGAAAUAAAAAUCAAGCUUUUUCUCAAUUCAAGAAAUCAAGAAUAACCAUCAAGGAUUUUUCUUAAUUCAAAAAUACAGAAACUGACCAGACUUUCGAGUUUUUUCAAUUGAAAGAAUACAGAAAAAUCAAAAACUGAAAAUGUGAUUCUGAAUACAUGAGUUCAAACCGAUUCCAUACAAAUUCACAGAAUUUUGACCUUUCGAAUUCAAGAAAUUCAUAAAAAGUCACAUUUUCCACUUUCCAAUUUUUGUACUCUUUCAAUUGAAAAAACUAAAAGGUGCCUGUCGAUUCUCAGUUUAUCCUGAUGUUUCUUAUCCUGGGUUCUUCAUCUUUUUUAAUCUUGUUUCACGGUUUCAGAACAAGUAUAUGAACGAUACUAUUUAAACAGAAUUGAGGAAAAAUUCACAAUAAGACGAGUAAAACCGUAUUUCAUACUUGCGGUUUCAUGCGAUUACUGUUCUUUUUUAAUGAAUUAUUCUCUCUGCGUGAGAUAUAGCCGUGCCAUACGUACGAGACAUCUUUGAAACGUCUUUUCCUUUAGUUCAUAUUUGCCAAUGGAAAAGCAUGAAAUGAAAGGUCCACUUCAAACAAACAAUACAGUUACUCGUUCAUAUUGUAAAUAUAAAGGUGACAAAAACGAUAAAUAAAGUAAAAAAAUACAAACAGUUACAGAAAUGACAUCACAUCAUCUGUCAUUAGUUAAAGUUGACCAAUGGAAUCAAAGUAAUGUUAUACUACUUCUCCUGUUAUGUUGUUUCACCCAACAGAACACAUUAAAGUCAAGUAUUGUAAUUUUCGACAGCAGAAAUUUAUUUUUCUCUAAUGUUUGAUGAUUUAAAUGGAAUGAUAAGGGUGGAAUAGACAAAAGAAGAAAUGGAAAUACAAAGAAGAGAUAAAUAACUUUUUUUGAAAAGGUAGAAGAGAAUAGACUGAACUAAGUUCCAUUCUUCCAUAAAUAAACGAAUAAGUGCACCUGGUUGAGUUUCUAUCAGUAUAAAAUUGAUUUUAUAAUCACUUUCGAAUACUGCAAUUUAUCCUCCCUAUUUGUAUUAUACUCAGAUUUGCAACGUAUCGUACUGUGAAUCUAAAGAAGUUUACUUUCUUUAUUGUAGAUCUUUCAAGAACCAUCAAAGUUAUGAAUGAGUCAGAAAAUAUUCAGGAACUGAAUGAAUUAAUCAAACAAGUUUUUAAUCAGUUUCUAUUGCAUACUAGUUGUACAACAACAGAGAGCUUACCUCGUGAAUGUUUAGAAAGAUAUUUUCAAUUAUUAAAACAGUGUCUCAAUGAUAACAUUAAUUUAUCAGUAAAAUCAACAAUUGAAUCAGCAAUCGAAUCAAUUAUUCGUCAAUAUAAUCAUUCGUCAUUGAUCACUUAUGAAUACCAGAUACGACUAAUACGUUUUUUAUGUCGACAUACAGCAAUAUUGAACAAUAAUUUUAAUUCCAACCAUCAGUUUCUUCAAGAAUUAUUUCAGCAUGAAUUUAUUAAAAAAUCAAGUAUAUUACGUUUGUUAACAUUGCAUAUUGCUCUAUCGCAUGCUGAAAAGUAUCCAGUAGAAUAUGAUAUUAACUUAUUUCGAUCUAUCGUUCAAAUAUAUUCACCUGAUCAAAAUGUUUAUGUCAAAAAUGUUCUUGCACAGUUUCUUAGUAUUUUUAUACGACAAUGUUGUCAUGAUGUUGCUUAUCAUGACAAUGCUGCUUUUCGUCAUUUAUUAAAUGAAAUUCAAACAACAUCAUCCGAUCCAUGUUUAAUAUUUGAAGUCGUUGUUAUUCUGUAUGAUAAAUAUGAGUUAGAUAUCGAUAAUUCAAAUAUGUAUGAAAUGAUCAUCAAUAGUUCUGAGCAAAAUUUAUAUCCAACAAUAAGAAAUUUUGUGAUGAGAACAGCUCAUUUAACAACCGAACAUUAUCUGAUAUUGUAUCUGAAUAAAAUUCUAAUAUUGAAUAUUAACGAUUAUGUGCAUAUUCUAUUAUCCAUUGUACAAAAACGUUAUGAGAAAAAAUGUUUAAACACCAAACUUUAUGCGUGUAUCAAAGCAUUACUUCUCUAUAUAAGUGAACCAAAUAUUAUGCAAAUUGAAGAAGAAGAAGAAGAUGUUGAACAAUCAUCGAUCAUACAAAAUGGAGCAAAUAUGAAUGAACAAAAUUUAACAUUAUUAGUGAACUGUUUACAUUUUAUCAUAAAAUUUUCAUUUCAUGAAAUUAACAAUAAUAAUACCAUUAAUACAAAUAAUUUAUUGAAUAAAGUAAGUCAAUAUUGUUUAUUGAGAGACAAUAGUUGGUCUGUUUAUGAUUCUAUAUUAAAACUAAUUUUGGAUAAUAAUUUAAACGAAUAUAUUUAUUCAAAAACAAAUAUUAUAAAGAUAAUGUUAGAAAAAUUAUUAUUUGAUAAUAAUGAACAACAUCAACAACAAUGGAAUGCAAAAGAAUGUGCUAUUCAAUUUUUAAUCAAAUUUAUAGACAAAUAUAAUGAACAGAAAACUUUUCCAUCUUGGUUAACAAAUGACUUUGUAAAUAAUAUGGUUCGAAAAUUAAUCAAUGAUAAUAAUGAAUAUAUCCAAGGUAGUUUAAUUGAUUUUAUAACAAAAUUACUUGAACAUAAUUUAUUAAAUCCAAAUGAUACAUAUAUAAAAGAAAAUUUAAUUGAAUUAAUAAAACAUACUUUGGGUGAUGUUGUUCGAUGUUCAUUAGCAAAUGCCUGGUAUACACUAUUAGAGAGAACACAUGCAAAUGUAGAAAAACAUCAAAAAGAGUAUUAUUUUCAAUUCAUGAAAAGCAAAAAUAUAACUGAUGAAUUAACAGCCUUAUUUGAUAACAUGAAAAUAAUAUCUCACUAUUUAUCGUUGUUAGUUGGUGAUGGUGGACAAGAGACAGAACUAAUAUGUUGUAAACUAGUUGAAUUAUUAUUGAUUUAUCAUAAUAAAUACAAUAAUAAAAAAAAUGAAGCAAUAAUAAAUGAAGAUGAAAUUAUAAAUGUUUUAAAUUAUUUUAUUAACGAUGGUUGUACAAAUGAAAUUAAACAACGAGCAUUAAAUCUGAGUAAACAAUCAUCAGCAGUAAUAGAAGAAUUUGAAAAAUAUAAACAAACACAUAAUAUUGAUACUGAUCAACAAAUAAAAAAGAUUGAUAAUUAUAUUGAUGAAUUUAAAUCAAUCUUAAAUUGGUUACAAAAUCCGUGUGAACACAUGGUAUUAGAUUGUGAUUAA